AUUCACUGGGUGCAUAGAGGUUUAAUAGCCUACUUACUUUGCCUUACGAUCUAUGUGACCUAGGACAAGACAGCAGACAAACGGAGGGGACGUAGAGCAGACUGGAUAAUUUCACAGACCAUGUUGCUGUGUUCAUAAACACAUCAUAGCAUUUCUGCAAAAGGUGAAGACCAGCUGAUGGAACACCCUGAAAGAUCCCAGAGUUCCCGCCUGGGUCUGCGUGACAGUGUGUUAACUGCUCCUUAGAAUGGAGCCUAUUCCAAAACUCGUGGCUGUGACUCUUCUGUUGGCCUUAUGUGUGGAGGGCUGCUCCAGCCAGCACUGGUCCUACGGAUUGCGCCCGGGAGGAAAGAGGACUGCUGAGCACUUGGUUGACUCUUUCCAGGAGAUGGCCAAGGAGGUAGACCAGGUGUCAGAACCGCAGCACCUUGAAUGUACUUUGCAUCAGCCUCGCUCACCCCUCAGGGAUCUGAGAGGUGCUCUGGAAAGUCUGCUUGAAGAGGAGAACGGACAGAAGAAGAUGUAAGUCCAUUGGCCCCGGGACCGACCACAUCUAUAUAUUUAACAUCAACAUUGAAAUUUGUGACCCAGUAUCUAUAAAUUGUGUGAAACUUCAGAAGUUCCUACACCAAGCAGCAGAUAUUUCAUAAUAAAGAAUGUGUUGUGGAUCAA
This is a messenger RNA of Jaculus jaculus (lesser Egyptian jerboa), 672 nucleotides long. It is a transcript of the gene Gnrh1, whose product is annotated as gonadotropin releasing hormone 1. Gene Ontology annotation, cellular component: extracellular region. Gene Ontology annotation, molecular function: gonadotropin hormone-releasing hormone activity. The record is from RefSeq and is a predicted model, not a curated record. NCBI's taxonomy places the organism in Eukaryota, Metazoa, Chordata, Mammalia, Rodentia, Dipodidae. The coding region runs from base 248 to 526 and encodes 92 amino acids. Gene Ontology annotation, biological process: multicellular organism development. The transcript is spliced from 4 exons.